Messenger RNA from Lytechinus pictus (painted urchin), 894 nucleotides. RefSeq lists its product as uncharacterized. The annotation marks the transcript as partial. Gene Ontology annotation, molecular function: nucleic acid binding. The record is from RefSeq and is a predicted model, not a curated record. Lineage: Eukaryota; Metazoa; Echinodermata; Echinoidea; Temnopleuroida; Toxopneustidae. The transcript has a single exon.
UUCGAUCCUGAACGUCGAAAGAAGUGGCCUGGGCUUAUUGGCCAGUUGGUAUUCUUGUACAAUUGUACUCCACAUGGUACAACUGGAUUGUCACCGUACCGACUUCUGUAUGGACGAGAGCCCAACACCCCACUGGACCAACUCAUAGGGAAUGGACAUGGAGAUUGGGAUGAAGACUUUGUGUCAGAACACUCUAAGUCACUCCAACAGGCCCACAUGUUAGCGCAGCAGAAUAUGGAGAUGAUACAGAAUAGUGAGAAGACGAGGCAUGACGCUCUCCCUAUGAGUUCACCCCUCAGUAUUGGAGCAAGGGUACUACUGAAGAAAUGUGCAUUUGAAGGACGUCAUAAACUUGAAGACAAGGUCUUAAGGGAUCCCUUCAUUGUGACAGCAGUGAACGAGACGGGUGACGUGUAUAAAAUCCGACCCAUGUUUGGAGGACCAAUAAAGGUAGUCAACAGGAGAUUGUUGAUUCCUGACCCACGGGAGGAAAUAGCAAUUCCUACUCCACAGGAUAAGCUAGAGGACCGAGUGAAGUCACAACCAUUGCCCACUUCAGAGAACACUACCCCCUACUUCACCUUCUUGUGGGAACCCUCAGAGCCUGAUAGGCUUACAACUGGUGAAGAGAGACCAGUCACCCUUAAUCAAAAUGGCUCUUGCGGAGAGAAUGAGUCCACUGGUAGAAAUGUUCCCAGUGAAGAAACCAAUGCGGCUGAAGAUGCCAUACUACAGAAUGAACCUCUUGGAGAAGACAGAUCUCAACAUGAUAAUAUGAAUCAUGAGGUCGAGCAUCGGAGGUCUCGUCGGGUGAACAAGGGACAACACAGAAAUCGACUACAUCUCCCAGUAUCGGUAUUACCAAAGUGAAAAAAAAAAAAAAAAAAAGAUUAU